AUGAUUCAUAGUUUAAUAUUCACAAUAUUAGCUGUCAUAAGCACGGUGAAUGCUUUUUAUAUUCCUGGUAUAGCACCAACGUCUUACAAAGAAGGUGAUCAAAUUUCCCUUCUUGUGAACCAUAUAACCCCAAGUGUCUUCCACGAGGGCAAGAACAAAGAAGAUUUUGUUUACUCAUUUGAUUACUAUCAUCCAAAACUACAUUUUUGUCAACCAAAGAAACUCGAGAAGCAACCAGAGUCCCUAGGUGCUAUUAUUUUUGGUGAUAGAAUCUACAAUUCUCCAUUUGAAAUAACUAUGUUGAAGAAUGAAACUUGUAAGUCAUUAUGUGCUAGCACUUAUCCAAAAGAAGAUGCAGGAUUCACCAAUAAGUUUAUCGAAAAUGGUUUUUUCUACAAUUGGUUAAUUGACGGUUUACCAGCUGCUAGAAGAUUACAUGAUGAAAGAACCAAAUCAGAUUUCUAUGGUGCUGGUUUUGAACUAGGUUUUCUUGACAAAGAAGGUAAAGCACAUCUUGAUAACCAUUUUGAUAUUCAAAUUGAGUACCAUAAGCGUGAAGAUGAUCAAUUGAGAAUUGUCGGUGUUACAGUUGAACCACAUUCUUGGUCAAGAACUGAAGCCGAGUGUUCUGCCCAAGAAUACCAACCAGUCUUUAUUUCACCAACAGAAGAUACCAAUGUUGUCUUUACAUAUGAUGUUUCUUGGAUUCCAUCAGAUACUUUAUGGGCCACAAGAUGGGAUAAAUAUUUACAUGUUUACGAUCCAAAAAUUCAAUGGUUUGCCUUAAUCAAUUUCUCAUUAAUUGUCGUUUGUUUAUCAAUGGUUAUGGCUCACAUUUUAGUUAGAGCUUUGAAGAGUGAUAUAUCUCGUUACAAUGAAGUAAACUUAGAUGAUGAAUUUCAAGAUGAAUCAGGUUGGAAGUUAGUUCAUGGUGAUGUUUUUAGAUCCCCAAAGAACCUAUUGUUAUUAUCAAUUUUGGUUGGUAGUGGUAUUCAAUUGUUCCUAAUGGCAUUUACCACCAUUGGAUUUGCCCUGUUAGGUUUGUUAUCACCAUCUAAUAGAGGUUCAUUAGCUACCGUUAUGUUCAUUUUAUAUGCAUUAUUUGGAUCUGUUGGCUCUUUCAUCUCUGGUUCCAUUUACAAAUUCUUUGGCGGUGAAAAAUGGAAAUUAAAUUUGAUCUUAACACCUUUAUUAGUUCCAGGUGGUAUCUUAGCUACAUUUGCAUUUUUAAAUUUCUUCUUAAUUGCAGUCAAAUCAUCUGGUGCUGUUCCAGCUGGUACUUUACUUGCUAUUGUUGUCAUUUGGUUUGUGAUUUCUGUUCCAUUAUCUGCAGUUGGUUCAAUCUUAGCACUAAAGAAAGAACAAUUAUCACAACCAGUUCGUACAAACCAAAUUCCAAGACAAAUUCCAACUCAACCUUUAUAUUUAAAGACAAUCAUUGUUGCCUUAGUUGCCGGUAUUUUUCCAUUUGGUUCAAUUUCUGUCGAAAUGUACUUCAUCUAUUCAUCAUUAUGGUUUAAUAGAGUGUUUUAUAUGUUUGGUUUCUUAUUUUUCUGUUUUAUUCUAAUGGCCAUUACUACAUCUUUGGUUACUGUUCUUAUGACAUAUUAUACAUUAUGUGCAGAAAAUUAUAGAUGGCAAUGGAGAUCUGUUUUCAUCGCGGGUGGUUGUGCGAUUUAUGUUUUCAUCCAUGCAAUCUUUUUAUCUAAAUUCUCAUUGGCAGGGUUCACUACUAUCGUUUUAUAUGUUGGUUAUUCCUUGUUGAUAAGUGUUCUUGCAUUUAUUUUAACAGGUUCAAUUGGGUUCCUUGCAAGUUUAUUCUUUAUCAGAAAAAUUUACUCUGCUGUUAAGAUUGAUUAA
Messenger RNA from Hansenula ciferrii, 1860 nucleotides. Its product is annotated as transmembrane 9 family protein. Gene Ontology annotation, cellular component: fungal-type vacuole membrane; endosome. Bases 1 to 1860 code for a protein of 619 amino acids. The record is from RefSeq and is a predicted model, not a curated record. Gene Ontology annotation, biological process: vacuolar transport; protein localization to membrane. NCBI's taxonomy places the organism in Eukaryota, Fungi, Ascomycota, Saccharomycetes, Phaffomycetales, Wickerhamomycetaceae. The transcript has a single exon.